Messenger RNA from Chlorella variabilis, 1833 nucleotides. RefSeq lists its product as hypothetical. Lineage: Eukaryota; Viridiplantae; Chlorophyta; Trebouxiophyceae; Chlorellales; Chlorellaceae. The record is from RefSeq and is a predicted model, not a curated record. Gene Ontology annotation, biological process: pyruvate metabolic process; malate metabolic process. Gene Ontology annotation, cellular component: chloroplast. Gene Ontology annotation, molecular function: NAD binding; malate dehydrogenase (decarboxylating) (NADP+) activity; malate dehydrogenase (decarboxylating) (NAD+) activity. The transcript is spliced from 15 exons. The coding region runs from base 1 to 1833 and encodes 610 amino acids.
AUGGCGCUGCGGUAUGCGCUGCAGCGCAGUGCCGCGGCAGAGGCGCUGCUCGUCAGUGCUAGCGCCCAGGCUCGCACCUUGUCUACAUUGCCCGCCACCCACGGCCCAGGCCAUGAUCAUGACGAGAACAGCCACUCCCGCCCCACCACCCCCUGGGUGCGGAGCGUGAUCAGCGGCGUGGACCUCAUGCGGGAUGCGCGGUAUAACAAGGGCCUGGCCUUCAGCCAGCUGGAGCGUGACCGCCUGUACCUGCGCGGCCUGCUGCCGCCGGCGGUGCUUUCCCAGGAGGUGCAGGCGGAGCGGGUGAUGACCAACAUCCGCAGCAAGGGGACGGAGGUGGACAAGCACACCUACCUCAUGUCGCUCCAAGAGCGGAACGAGCGACUGUUCUACUAUGUGCUCAGCGAGCACAUUGAAGAGUUGCUGCCGCUCAUGUCCCAGCCCACCAUCGGCAAGUACUGCCAGGGCUACAGCCUCAUGUUCCGCAGCCUGCCACGUGCCAUGUACCUUGGGCUGGAGGACAAGGGCUCCAUCUUCUCCAUCCUCAAGAACUGGCCGGAGCGGCGCGUCAAAGCCAUCUGCCUCACAGACGGCCAGCGUAUGGGGAACCUGGGUGACCUGGGCGUGCAGGCCAUCGGCGUGCCCAUCUCCCGCCUGGCGCUCUACACCGCCUGCGGAGGAAUCGUCCCCUCUGCCUGCCUCCCCAUCACGCUCGACGUCGGCACCGACAACGAGAGCCUGCUGCAGGACCCGAUCUAUGUGGGCGGCAAGCACCGGCGGGUGCGGGGCGAGGCCUACUUCGAGCUGGUGGAUGAGCUGCUGACCGCGGUACGGCGGCGGUAUGGUACUUCGGUGAUGAUCGACUGCGCGGGCAUGGACUUUGAGACGCAGACCAAGCUGAUCAACACCUACCGCGGCACCUUCCCUAUGUACUCAGACUCAGUGUUUGGCCUGCCCACGGCGGUGCUGGCUACCGUGUAUGCGGCGCUACCCGCCACCGGAGGCUCCCUGGCCGACCAGCGCUUCAUGCUGGUAGGGGAGAGUCCGCGCUUGACCGCCAUUGCGGAGCUUCUGGAGGAGGCGGUGCAGCGGGAGCAGGGGCGGGGCACAGUGCUGGAGGCGCGCAAGAACAUUUUCGUGGUGGAUAAGCAGGGCCUGGUGGUGCGUGACCGGUGGGAUGCGGAGCAGCUGGAGGACCACAAGCUGCCGUAUGCACAGGAGCGCCCCGCCAUUGACAGCCUGCUGGACGCGGUGAAGCAGAUCCAGCCCACCGUGCUCAUCGGGCUGUCUGACAAAGAGCCGCCGCACGCAUUCACAAAAGAGGUGUGCGAGGCGAUGGCGGCGGGCACGGAGCGGCCCAUCAUCCUGCCCCUGUCCCGCAUCUCUGCAGCAGGCCAGCUGGAGGCGAGCGAGGUGACGGCGGCUGACGCGCUGGCCUGGACGCGCGGCCGCGCGCUGUUUGCCGACAAGCUCACCAGCGGCCCGGUGGAGGUCCCCGGCGGAGAGACGCGCCAGCUGCGCGCCAUAGACACCACAUACAUCUUUCCGGGCCUGGCGCUGGGGCUGAUGAUGUCCCGCAGCACGCGCGUGCGGGAGGACAUGGUGAUUGAGGCGGCAAAGGCGCUGGCGCGUGACGUCAGCGAUGCAGAUCGCGCUGCCGGCUCGCUGAUGCCACCCGUGCCAGCCCUGCGCGACGUGGCAGCGCGCGUGGCGGCGGCGGUGAGCCACAAGGCAUACAACGCUGGGGUGGCCACUGAGCUGCCCAGGCCGCACGACCUGCUGGACAAGGCGCUCGGCUGGAUGUACAACCCUCGGUACAGGAGGUACAGAUGA